Molecule: messenger RNA, 3681 nt
Organism: Eublepharis macularius
Lineage: Eukaryota; Metazoa; Chordata; Lepidosauria; Squamata; Eublepharidae
Gene: ARFGAP2
Product: ADP ribosylation factor GTPase activating protein 2
Exons: 17
Coding region: 78-1703 (541 amino acids)
Biological process (GO): COPI coating of Golgi vesicle
Molecular function (GO): GTPase activator activity
Source: RefSeq, a predicted model, not a curated record
AGGAAACUAGCCUGUUCGUGGAUUGGCCCUCACGGAGACCCAUUGCUGGCCGCGGGGAGUGCUGGGAAAAAGAGAAUAUGGCGGCUGGGCCCAGCAAGACGGAGAUCCAAACGCUCUUCAGGCGGUUAAGGGCUGCGCCGGCUAAUAAGUCCUGCUUUGACUGUGGUGCAAAGAAUCCGAGCUGGGCCAGCAUCACUUACGGGGUUUUUCUCUGUAUUGACUGCUCCGGAGUCCAUCGGUCAUUGGGGGUGCACCUCAGCUUUAUCCGGUCUACAGAGCUUGACUCCAAUUGGAGCUGGUUUCAGCUGAGAUGUAUGCAAGUGGGUAGCAACGCCAAUGCGACUGCCUUUUUCCGCCAGCAUGGUUGCACCACCACAGAUGCCAGUGCCAAGUAUAAUAGCCGUGCAGCCCAGGUGUAUCGGGAGAAGAUACGACAGCUGGCAAGUGCUGCCAUGGCCAAAUACGGGAAUGAUCUCCUGAUUGAUGGGUUAAGUGGGACACCAGGCCAUUCUCCAGAAAAGAGUGAUGCUGACUUCUUCCUGGAACAUACACAAGCUUGUAAUACCUGGGAUGUGACUGAGACAGGUCAGAGCACUGUGGAAUCUUCACUGGAGUUAGAGAGAGUUACAAAGCCAUCUGAAAACAGUGAGGUUCCAUAUCCCAACCAAGGUCCAUCAACUGACUUGCUGAGCACUUCUCCUAAAGUCUCUCUUGACGCAUCCAUGUGUCUGUCUUCGCAAGGGGCUACUCCUGCCAGAGAAAUAAAGCCUUCCCUUAUUGGAAAGAAGAAGCCAGGUGCUACCAAGAAAGGGUUGGGAGCCAAAAAAGGUCUUGGAGCUCAGAAAGUGAGCAGCCAGAGCUUCACAGAAGUUGAGCGACAGGCACAGGUGGCAGAAAAGCUGAGGGAGCAGCAAGCUGCAGAGUGCAUGAAGCAAGCAGAAGAGUCUCUAGUGACCUCAAUGAGACUAGCCUACCAGGAGCUGCAGAUUGAUCGGAAGAAAGAGGAGAAGAAACUUCAGAAUCUGGAAGGAAAGAAACGUGAACAGGCUGAAAGACUGGGCAUGGGCUUGGUGUCCAGAAGUUCCAUCUCACACUCUGUCCUUUCUGAGAUGCAAGUGAUAGAACAAGAGACACCAGUGACUGCAAAGUCCUCUCGGUCUCAGCUGGAUUUGUUUGAAGAUACUGGAAGCUUCACAUCUGGACCCCCCAAGUAUAAAGAUAAUCCUUUCUCACUAGGAGAUGCCUUUGGCUCACAGUGGGAAACAGACAACUCCUCUUGGGGCAUUGACAAAGGGGAGGAGGAGACGGACAUCAAUAUCUCCAGCAUCCGGCCCAUUGGUGACAGACCUACCAACAGAAGAGAAACUGAGAGCAAGAUAUCUGUAGUGGAGUCCAACGAAGCUCGACAGAAAUUUGCAGGGGCCAAAGCCAUCUCCUCUGACAUGUUCUUUGGGCGGGAAGCUGAUGCUGAGUAUGAAGCCAGAUCCCGACUACAGCAACUCUCUGGCAGCAAUGCCAUCAGUUCUGCUGAUCUCUUUGGAGAGUCAGAGUCUGUGAACUCAAGUGGUGUAUCAAUUGGAAAUGUUCUGCCUGCUGCUGAUAUUGCCCAGUUCAAGCAAGGGGUGAAGUCUGUUGCUGGCAAGAUGGCUGUUCUGGCCAACGGUGUGAUGAACUCCCUCCAGGAUCGCUAUGGCUCAUAUUGAUGUUUCUGGGGAAUUUGCUGCUUGUGGCCAUCAGCGAAAAACCACUUGCACCUCAAGUCGUCUGGCAAAAAUCUGCAGGAUUGUUUCAAUCAAGCAUGGCUGGAGAGCUGCUUGAGAAUAGAGUUGGACGGAGAAAUGGACAUGCCUGGCAUUUGCUCAAAACUGCUCUGGACAUCAGUUGUGUUAGAAACGUAUUUUUUUCAAACCCAAACCUGCAAACAGACCAUGAGCUCGUCCAAAGAACGUCCUCUCACUGCUGUGCAUAGAGACAGGGUUGCAGAUGAAUGAUCACAUUGUAGUGCUGCUGUUUCUGCUUUUGUUCCACAAAGCUGCUCUUGGCAGAAAAAAUAUUGUGGAGGCAGGAAGCAGUAUUGAAUACUCUUCACCCUUCUGCAUCCAUGGGGACAUUGUCAUGGUGGGGAAUCCUUAGGCUGUCUUCUAGCACACAGGAAAGUUUCCAUGUCUGAACAAGUAAUUCUUACUGCUUCUCGAAAUCCACAUGGUGUAAGCCAAUCAUUUUGCAGGCAGUGGCUAAAAAGCCUAAAUCUACAGCAGACAGCAAAAGUUCAAAGCAUGUUUGGAAAAGAUCUCUGCAUGGAUUUAUGCUGCAAGUAUGGGGGAUAGUUAGAAAAUUAAUUCUACCCUCCCCACCAUAGCUUUGCAGAAGCAGAUUCUGGAAGCAUGUGAAAUAAAGGAAGGUUGUCUGGCCUGCACUUUCAUAGUAACCUGCUGCCUCACCUCAUUGGUGGUCUCUGAUUUCCAUUAAGUUCUUCCUUGGAGAAAAUGGGGGGUACAAUGAGGCAGUAUGGACUUUGCUCCACUGCCUCUGCCUCCACUCCUGGGAUAGUGCAGCUACUGCUAUUGCCACUCUCCCUCCCACUUGUUUGCACUGAUAGAUUUGCCUGAAUGUUAAGGCCUUGCUGUAUGUGGGGAAAGAAAGUUAAUUAAAGCAAUGCCUCUUCCUCCUACCCAAGCUUCAUUGCUGUCCCGUUGUUCUUUCUACAAGCCAAGCAAUUAUGGGGUUUUUUGCCCUACAUAUUUAGUUACAGCUCUUUCUGUUACUCGAAGAACUGGAGAAGAAAAAUGCUUCUUUAUCUCCUACUGUGCUGCUCUGAUGCCCAGGAUGUUCAACAAUAUCCUGCCACAAAGCAUCUGCUGAAUCUGCAUCCCUUAUCAAUGUCAGAGUUUGUUAUGCUCUUUGACUGGCAGUGGAGUCUUUUUGGCACAGUGGGAGUGAAGGGGGACUCACUACUGAGACCAGUCUGCAGUUGCAUUGUUCAGUAGCCGCUGUUGCAGCUGUCUCACCAGCAUGGAAUCUUCUGGUAGCUGCUGUUAUAGCUGUCUCACCAGGGUGGGAUUUCCUGCAAGUUCUUAUCAAAACAGACCAUAUUCCCUAGGAUAGUGGGCCAGUCUUGACUGUGGCAGGGCUAGUUCUUGCAAUGGGAGAGCAACGACUAAUAGAAUGUUGUACACCUUGAGGUUUAGUAAGGCACCCUUGCAAGAAGGAAGGGCUCACCUUAUAAUGGAGCAAUGUCUGUAUUUGCUUCUGUAUUUGAUUACUUGUGAGUGUGGUUGACCUCCAUUCUCCCUGUACGUUUCCUAAGAAGAUAAGUGACUGCAUGGACUUACUGAGUUGUUUCCUAUUAGCACUUUGCUCUGUUGCCCUUUACAUUAUUUUCUCCCUGGGGUCUAAAAAUGCACUGAUGUUUAUCUUUGACUAUUGCAAAUUUUGUCUUAAAAGAGGGUUACCUUUAGCACUUGCCCCUUUCAUUGAUGAGGGUUAGCUUAAUGCUCUCUCUGCUCUUAGACUGAAAGUGAGUUCUUUUCUUGGGCUGUCUGUAUACUCUUAAGUUAAUGGUGGUACUAAUGAGCUGUGUGUGGCCAGGACUGCGUCUCUGCUGUUGGGAGGGGGAGUCCAAAAGAGUCGUGUGGAUUCUCCCCAUCAAGUGAAUAAAAUCAAAUAUCUGUGUGUGCUCCA